AUGACAAAUUCUCUAAAAGAAAAGAAAGCGUCCCUAUUGUACAAAUUAUUUCGCACUCUGGUCACGUGGCAUCACAAAAGCAAACAACCAUGGAGUGACCAAUACGUUCGUGAGUCGUUCAGUAAACGUAACUGUUCCACUAUUCUUACAGACUCAUUUAGAGUACAGAAUCCAACAGUGGAGGAGAAAGACUUCCCCAUCGCAUAUUCAAUUCAAGUAUACAAAGGAGCUGCCCUUCUCCAGAAACUGUUAUCUGCCGUAUACAUGCCCCAUAAUGUAUACUGCAUCCACAUCGAUCAGAAGUCAUCAGAAACGUUUCGUCGUGCUGUAAUCAAAAUGACAAAGUGUCUUCCUAAUGUGUUUAUCACGACAAAAACGGUUAAUGUUAUUUACUAUCACAUUUCGCUUCUUGAGGCACAGCUCAAUUGCAUGGACGAUCUACUGCAGAGUAAAACACAGUGGAAAUACCUGAUUAAUUUGGUUGGACAGGAUUAUCCUUUGUAUGAAAACAAAGAAAUUGUUAAAGCACUUAAAGGUUUUCUUGGCUAUAACAUCAUUGAGAGCGGAGAAUUGCCCAAAGGACAAGAUACCCGCGUGCGAUACUCUUAUGACUUUGUGAAACAAUUUAAUGGGUUUGAGCACUCUGCAUAUCUUCCACGAAGGGCAAGGCUAAAACCUCAGCCUCCAAAUAAUAUUACCAUUUUAAAGGGAUCUACUUUUACAUCUUUGACAAGAGAAUUCUGUAAGUACCUUCGAAAUGACUCAUUACCAAAAAGACUAUUCAGUUGGUUAGAUGACACUCUCGCCCCUGAGGAAUCAUUUUACUCCUCUCUUCAACAAGUCAAAGGUGUGCCCGGGGGUUACCAUGGUAAUCAGAGCGAAUGGAUCAUGCGCGCAAUUCACUGGGAGACAAACGACAAAACUGUCAAGUGCUAUGGAAAGUGGCUGCGAUCGGUUUGUGUCAUUGAUUUUCCAGACUUCGUAUGGGUCUUCGGAAGAAACAACAGAAGAAAACUGUUUGUGCAAAAACUCCCUUUUAAUUUCGAUGAACGAGUUCAUGAUUGUCUUGAUCUUGGAAAAAAGAAACGGGUUUAUGACACUUUUAUUUAUCAACCAUAA
Molecule: messenger RNA, 1119 nt
Organism: Porites evermanni
Lineage: Eukaryota; Metazoa; Cnidaria; Anthozoa; Scleractinia; Poritidae
Source: the annotation of a GenBank genome assembly